AUGCACGGCAAACCGACCCACCCCCUAAAGGCGGUCAUCCCCCCUUCUAUUCUGCCAGAAGCAGUCCUCCACCCAGACCACGAGCAAAUCGACCGCCAUGUUAUGACAUACCUCCUCAACACAUGGGAAUGGCCGUCGGAAAAAGACAUACAGGCGUUCAUCAGUUGGAAGCUGAGCGAAGUCGUGCUGUUUAUGUUUCCCACGGGGGAGGCGGAGCGUGUGAAGCUCGCGUGUGAGCUUUUACUCUUAGGCUUCCUCAUGGAUGGUCAGUUCCCCCCACAUGUCACCCCUUUGUUGUUUCAAUCACUGACAAAAGCAGACUACUCUGACAAAAACACCCUCUCCACCAACGCCAGCAUCGUCUCCUCUCUUCACUCCCUUUUGACCUCCCCCGAGAUGACUGUUCCGGUGACAACAAUCGACAGCAUGCACGCGGGUUUGUUUGCCAAGUUCUUGACGGAGGGGUACCCCGCUCUGGCAGGUAUUACGGCUGAUGAGAAAAGGAUGUUGAGACCGUUGGAAAAACUGGCGAAUUAUCAUGUCAGUAUAUUGAAUGAUGUUUUUAGUUUUGAGAGAGAAUGGCAAGCGGCGGAGAUGAAUGGAGAGGAGGGAGGGGCGUUGGUGAAUGGGGUUGCGGUUUUGGCGGGGGAGGUGGGUAUUGGGGUUGAGGCGGCGAGGGGGUUGUCUGUCAGGCUUGUCAGGGCUUGGGAGGGGGAGUUUGUCAGGUUGAAGGGGGAGAUGCAGGUCGAGGGGAGGUUGCGGAGGGCAGUGGAGGGGAUUGAGAGGAGGAUGAGUGGUGCGGAGGCUUUUUCUUGGAGGACGGGGAGGUAUUUAUUUUGGAGUAAGGGGUGGGUGGGUGCAUUUAGGCGUUGGUAG
This is a messenger RNA of Podospora anserina S mat+, 876 nucleotides long. RefSeq lists its product as uncharacterized. Lineage: Eukaryota; Fungi; Ascomycota; Sordariomycetes; Sordariales; Podosporaceae. Bases 1 to 876 code for a protein of 291 amino acids. The transcript has 2 exons. The record is from RefSeq and is a predicted model, not a curated record.